GAAAGGAAUAAAGUCCAAUUCACUUUCAUCCUCUGCCGAGAUAUAAUACUCCUUGUUAAAAAAACGUGUCCCGUCAUUUUCUGUCGACCAACAAUGGCCCGUUUCUUGGCCGGCGUUAUCGAUUGAACUCUUUUUCCCAGCCAUCUUCUUUUUUGUUUCACUCUCUAUCACGUGGACUAUUCUUAAUUUGAAUUCUACUACUUUAUAAAGUAAAAAAACAAUGGAGAACCAACAUCAUUUAGAUGCCGGAAGUGUCAUAGUCCUACCCAAUCAAAUUCUGGAAGAGGAUUCAAAUCGUCAUCAGCCUCAGCGUAUUUCUCGUUUCAGUAUCCAACGACUGGACACAUGUGAUAUGAUGAUGGUCAAUAUGCCAAGACGUAGGGCAUCAGUGAAUCACGGCCAGCAGUCAAACGCCAGCCGUUCUGAAUUUACCGCUUCUUCCUACGUUACCGUUGAUGACAUCAAUCUUUCGCAACCUGUCCGUCCGUCAGCCAAUGGAGGCAUUGGAAGCAUCCGCGAACAUUCUAAAGGGAUUGGCUUUAUUGCCGGCUGUUCUCGAUCAGAAUCGCUACGGAAGUGCAUUAAAAGCCCAUCUCCGUGAUAGUGUCCGAACGAACAGACCACUUACGACAUCAUUUGAGUCGUGAGACUCUACCAUCUUUGGACAACUAUCAAG
This is a messenger RNA of Daphnia magna, 676 nucleotides long. RefSeq lists its product as uncharacterized. Lineage: Eukaryota; Metazoa; Arthropoda; Branchiopoda; Diplostraca; Daphniidae. The record is from RefSeq and is a predicted model, not a curated record. The transcript has 2 exons. Bases 221 to 601 code for a protein of 126 amino acids.